AUUGAAUGUACUGCCUUAGAUAAUCGAGAUAUCUGUCUGGAGUUCGAGUAGUUAACAAGAGUGUUUUUUUGCAUGCAAGAUGAAGAUCAACAUGACCCGCCUUCUACGCAAUGAAAAGAAAACGAAACUUAAUGCCACUGAAAGAAACAUUGCAUUGAACACGUGAAUCGCCUUUGAGUGUCAUCAAGCAUAGUUCAACAUGGGUCCGGAACAAUUUCAAUCUCUGAAUAAAAUUAUUUGUGUACUUUGCGAGAAAUCAGACGAAACUGAAAUCACCGGGCCUCUUUCAUCCAAAGAAAGCACCUCCGCACAUGAGAACUGUUUGUUGUUUGCAUCAGGGAUCUACAGCAAGAAUUCACCCACCUAUGACGACCUGUUUGGAUUUGCUGUGGAAGAUGUAAAAGAAGAGCAGCGGAGAGGAAAAAGACUACUUUGCCACCACUGUAAAAAAAACGGUGCUACAGCGGGAUGUGAUUUAAAGCGCUGUAAGCGCUCGUACCAUUUUCCCUGCGCCGUAGAGGCCCGUGCCACAAUCGAUGAAGACAUUAAUAAAGGCCGUUUUAAACUGUUCUGUGAAUUACAUGAUCCAAAAUCCCAAAAAACAAGAUCGGCAGAAGGUCGAAGGCCUGACCUGAAAAGGCCUGACAGGAGAGAUUCUAAUUCAUCUACAGGGUCGUCAGAAGUGAGUUUGUCCAAAAAGAAGAAGAGGAAUUCACCUAUUCUCAUAGAUUCUGAUGAUGACAUUGAAGACACCUUGGCCCCCAUUUAUACUCCAAUAGAGUCAUAUAUAGAGCACAGUGCAUCUCCAAAUCGGUACAAUCAGUCAAAUCCUGAUCCUGAAAGUAAAAGGCCCUGUGCAAGGCCCAGUCCAUCAACCGCAGGUUCAUUAAAAGGGGGCUUAAGGUCUGAUCAGAAGGCUUGUGGAUCAGCAGGCAGUUCAGGAGAAUUGCAUAGCAGGGUCAGAACACACACACACACUGUUCAGCUUUCCUUUCAUAAAUACACUUGGUGUUUUCUGAAGUACAGUCAUUAUCAACAUCGUCAAGAAAAUACACAAAAAUUGCUCUGUACUAUUAUAAAUCAGUCCUCUCCUGUGCCUGAAAAAACAAGGCCGUGUGAAAAACUCAAUCCAUCAACCACAGUUUCAUUCUUUUCAGAAGCUGACGAUGAUGACACAGACAUUGAUUCAGAUGAUUCUCAGAGUUUGUUACAACCAGAAAUGUACCAUAUCACUGUUCCAUGUAGCGUUAUUAUGGACUCUGGACCCUCAGCAGAAUCAGAGUACAGUCUAGAACCUUCUUCACCUGCCGUAGCCCCAGCAGCUAUGUGCACCUCACCUGGGUCUAUCGCUGCCCCUGAACAAGAGGAACCACCAUCCACAAGCAGAACUUCUCCACCGCCCAGAGCUCAAACCACUGACCCAGUCUCACCAGGUACCACUGACCCUACGCCUAACCAGGACCGUGCCAGCGAUGGUCCCACAGGUCAGCUCGGGUCACCCCUGCAUUCAAGCCCCACUGUUGACGUUCCAGCAGUGUCAAUAUCCACAGUACAAACACUCUCACUCUUAGUACAAGCAUCUCACUUAAAAUCUGAGCAGCUACCAAAACCUUCUCCUCCGGCAGGGGUUUCUUCAUCACCAGGUCGUCCCGCUGCAGCAGAUGCUUCUGAUGUGGGUACCACAGUGAAAUCCCAGUCCAGUGCUGCCUUAUUCUGGACCAGAUGUAAUGAGGCUGGGUGGACUAAAGAAGUCUUCUCAGAGCUCGAGUCUCAGCUGAGCAGCCUAGGAGAAAGAGUGCAGUCACAGGUAGCCAGCCACCAAGACUAUGAUGUUGCUCUCAAAGUAUUGUUGGCAUCUGGACAGCUGCCUUGCAUUUUUACUCAGCUGGAACAAGACCUGGAGAAACAGGAAAGGGAUUUGCAGAGGAAAAAAGCAGCACUGAGGGAUGCCAAAGCUGUACUAGAUGUUUAAUAUAACAAUCUAACAGAAUUAAGAUGUUUCAUCAUUUU
Messenger RNA from Sinocyclocheilus rhinocerous, 2010 nucleotides. RefSeq lists its product as uncharacterized. The coding region runs from base 200 to 1972 and encodes 590 amino acids. The transcript has 18 exons. The record is from RefSeq and is a predicted model, not a curated record. Gene Ontology annotation, cellular component: nucleus. Lineage: Eukaryota; Metazoa; Chordata; Actinopteri; Cypriniformes; Cyprinidae.